Osmia bicornis bicornis is the source of this 1298-nucleotide messenger RNA. It is a transcript of the gene Tango11, whose product is annotated as transport and Golgi organization protein 11. The coding region runs from base 105 to 785 and encodes 226 amino acids. NCBI's taxonomy places the organism in Eukaryota, Metazoa, Arthropoda, Insecta, Hymenoptera, Megachilidae. The transcript is spliced from 5 exons. The record is from RefSeq and is a predicted model, not a curated record.
GAUUUAGCACACGACAUUAUACACUGUGAUUAUACGGCUAACUUCACCCAAGAAUUUGUGUUCAACGAUUGAGAAAGUAUAAAAAGUUAAGCUUUGAAAGUAAAAUGUCAAAAGCACAUAGUCCUAUUUUUAAUGGAGAAGCUGACAAUUUUUAUGACCCAAAUUUUACUUUGGACAUUAAUAAGAAGAUGCGUGUGCCAAAGAGUAUUCGUGUGAGCGGUGAUUACACGGAUGAAGAAGUAGCUGGUACAAAUGGCUCUAGCUGGAAUCAGAUGGUCGCAGCAGAAAAAUUUGAGAUGCAUGUUCCAGAUAGAAUUUUAGUUGUUGGACAAGAGCAACAUGUAGGAACAAAAGCACCUCCUAGAGAAAUUACAUUAGAGAAUGCAGUAUUACCACCUGAACCAGGCUUAGUUAGAGUACAGACUCCUCCAAGAAUCUUGACAUUGGAUAAUCACUAUUUCCCUGCUGUUGAUGAAGAAGAUCCAAACUCAUAUUUAACAGAGGCUAAGGAUUCAGUAUCCUCUAGAUCUCAUGGACAAUAUCCUACAGAAACACAAAUAGUUAGGCAUGUCAGAGAACAAACUCCCUCAUAUAGCGCACUCGAUGUGUCUCUUCCACCUAGUGAAGAGAUACAGCAUUUACGUCGACAAGUAGGAAAAUUAAAUCGACGUGUAAUGGCUAUUGAACUUGAUAUGUUACAACGUCAACAAAGAGACAAAAUUUUAUAUGCAUUAACAUUGACGUACUUAAUUCUUAAAGCUUUUUCAUGGUUAACUAGAAACUGAAUUUGCAUUAAGAAAAUAUAAGAAGUUUGCAUCUUGUGUGAAAGAUGGUGCUUAAAUACAAGAUGUUUUAUAAGAGUCUCCCUUGCUCUGAGAAAAAAAAUUUGUAACCAAAGACUCUUUAUGCAGAGUAUAUAAAAUUGAGAUAUUCAGAUGUAUGUAUCGUAUAUGUUCAAGAUUAAAUUAUUGAAAAAUAUUUGCAUGAAAAAAUUGUAACAUACUGAACUUACAAAACGCAACACGUAGUUAUUCUUUUACAUUUUACAUUAUAUGUAAUGAAUCGAAAAUUUCAAUCUUUAUUUAAAUGUGUAAAAAUUGAAUAUAUACGAUACUAAUUUUUAAAACAAUCGAUUUUGAACGUUUAAAUAUGUUUAUACAAUGUAACGCAUUAUUGAAAUAAGCAAGACAUGAAUUUCUGUGACAAUUUUAUUUAAUAUGUACUAAUGAAUUCAUUUUGCUUGCGAUGUAUUUAGUAAUAAUAAACUGAAGAUAAAGAGAUGUUAAGUAGAAGUAUAA